Anastrepha obliqua is the source of this 1448-nucleotide messenger RNA. Its product is annotated as transcription factor grauzone-like. Gene Ontology annotation, cellular component: nucleus. NCBI's taxonomy places the organism in Eukaryota, Metazoa, Arthropoda, Insecta, Diptera, Tephritidae. The transcript is spliced from 3 exons. Bases 96 to 1448 code for a protein of 450 amino acids. The record is from RefSeq and is a predicted model, not a curated record. Gene Ontology annotation, biological process: regulation of transcription by RNA polymerase II. Gene Ontology annotation, molecular function: zinc ion binding; RNA polymerase II transcription regulatory region sequence-specific DNA binding; DNA-binding transcription factor activity, RNA polymerase II-specific.
UAUAAACAAUGAGAUUCAUCUUGGAUUCAGUUAUAAAAUAAAUUUAUCUACGUAAAGAAUUGCACUUUUUCACAAGUUGGCUAUAAAUUCGGAAGAUGUUUGAUAAAUUGUCCUGUAUACUGUGCUUGGAAAAAUGUAGUCCUUUCAGUGGCCAAAUAAAUAUAGAUUCUGAAGAGCUGCAAUCUGUGAAAGUCAGUGAAAUUAUCGAAAAGCAUUUCAAGGAAGAGCUGAGCAUGUUGGCAUACUUUUCAACGAAAGUUGUAUGCAAUCAAUGUUGGGAAUUGGUCCAAUCUUUUCAUGAAUUCUAUGUGCGUGUGCAGAACGCACACUUGGCAGCAAGUAACACUCUGAAAUCAUUACAAGAGCUAGAGAUAACCGAUACAGAAAUAAAAGUAAAGCCUGAUGCAAUAGACGAGUUAGCAUCACCUCCAAAACGUCGUCGUGGCCGUCCUCGUCGUCAAAAGGUGACUGAGAAUUCUUUAGAUUUUCUGCCGAUUGCCUUAAAAGAAUGUAGUGUUAGAAUUGAGCAACUGAUAUUUCCAAAUAGCAAUAAUAUUCAAGAUAACCAGCAAGAUAAAAAUAUAGAAAAAGUAGAUAUUAAAAGUGAAAUAUUGCCAGAGGAAACGGCAGACGGAAAUUAUUCUUCGAAAUUAUCUGAUGACGGAAAUGAAUUAGGAAGUCCAAUACGUCCAAGUCCUAACGACAUCUUCAUGGUGCGUUCUUUACAGUUGAAAAAGAAGGUGCGUACUAAAAAAAGGUUAAAAAGAAAGCAAAGUGAACAAAAGCGAGAGCCAAAACAAAAAAACAAACCACGGCAUAAAACAUCGGACUAUGAUGACUUCAUUGCCCAACAUUUUAAAUUAGUCUGCUUUCUUUGCCAAAAAUCUCUAACAGAUUUUAGAGAAGUAAAAAUUCAUUAUCGGGAACAGCAUCAAAUAGAUGGAUAUGUAAAAUGUUGUGGAAAGAAGUUUCUUAAACGAGGUAUACUCGUUGACCAUAUCUACUUUCAUAACGACCCCGAAUACUUCAAAUGUCAGCAUUGCGACAAAUUAUUGGUCGACCGUCGUGGGCUUGAAACGCAUAUUCAAUUUUUUCAUGGCUCUAGAGAACGUAUUUAUCAUUGUGAUAUUUGUUCUAAACGAUUCUUUCGUCGUGAAGUUCUUGCUCGACAUUCUUUAAUACAUGCUUCAGAUGAACAAAAGAUUGUUAAGUGUACGCAAUGUGAGAAAACGUUCUGUAAUGAAUACAAAAUGACACAGCAUUUAAAGCUGGUACAUCUACAUUUAUAUGCCAAAAUAUGUGACAUCUGUGGAAAAUCCUUUCACGGAAGCGAAGCAUUUCGCCGACACCAGGAAGAACAUUCUGAUUUACCGAGAUCACUGAUUAAAUGCGAAUGUGACGCUGAACUUACGACAAAGUACGGUUUGGUGGUAAGGGUCUUCCGAUGA